Molecule: messenger RNA, 2041 nt
Organism: Brassica napus (rape)
Lineage: Eukaryota; Viridiplantae; Streptophyta; Magnoliopsida; Brassicales; Brassicaceae
Product: 3-epi-6-deoxocathasterone 23-monooxygenase CYP90D1
Exons: 7
Coding region: 104-1579 (491 amino acids)
Biological process (GO): sterol metabolic process; multicellular organism development; brassinosteroid biosynthetic process
Molecular function (GO): iron ion binding; heme binding; oxidoreductase activity, acting on paired donors, with incorporation or reduction of molecular oxygen, NAD(P)H as one donor, and incorporation of one atom of oxygen
Source: RefSeq, a predicted model, not a curated record
AGAUACCAGGACAGAUUCAAAGUGAAAGAAAGUCCCAAAAACAAACAACCAAAAAAUUAAAACACAAACCCAUUCGUGUGCGUGCGACUAAGUUUAAACAUUAAUGGAUAUUUCUUCAUCACUUUUACUCUUGUCCUUCGUCCUCUUUGUCAUCAUUAUCUUCAUCUUUAACAAGAUCAACGGUCUCAGAACAUCCUCAGUUUCAAAGAAGAAACUUACUGAUCAUGUUAGUACUCACAGCUACGGACCAAGGUUUCCACAAGGAAGCUUGGGAUGGCCUAUCCUCGGAGAAACCAUCGAGUUCGUCUCUUCUGCUUACUCUGACUAUCCCGAGAGUUUCAUGGACAAGCGUCAACUUAUGUAUGGUAGAGUUUUUAAGUCGCAUAUAUUUGGAACGGCCACGAUCGUGUCGACGGACGCAGAAGUUAAUAAAGCAGUUUUACAGAGCGACUCCACGGCAUUUGUGCCGUUCUACCCUAAAACGGUGAGGGAGCUCAUGGGAAAAUCAUCGAUACUUCUGAUAAACGGGAGUUUACACAGAAGGUUCCAUGGAUUAGUCGGUUCGUUCUUAAAGUCACCACCUCUCAAAGCUCAAAUCGUUAGAGACAUGCACAAGUUUUUGUCCGAGUCCAUGGAUCUAUGGUCCGAGGACCAACCUGUUCUCCUCCAGGAUGUCUCCAAGAAUGUUGCAUUCAAAGUACUUGCAAAGGCACUGAUAAGUGUAGAGAAAGGAGAAGAAUUAGAAGAGUUGAAGGAAGAAUUUGAACAAUUCAUCAGAGGACUCAUGUCACUGCCAAUUAACUUGCCUGGAACCCAACUUCAUAGAUCUCUCCAAGCUAAGAAAAAGAUGGUGAAGCAAGUUGAAAAGAUCAUAGGAGACAAAGUCAGGAGAGCAAAAAACAAAGAAGAAGAUGGUGCGGUUGCAAAAGAUGUUGUGGAUGUGCUGCUUAAGGACUCAAGUGAAAAAUUAACUCACAAUUUGAUUGCUAACAAUAUGAUUGACAUGAUGAUUCCUGGCCACGAUUCGGUACCUGUCCUCAUCACUCUGGCUGUCAAAUUUCUAUCCGAUUCUCCUACAGCUCUUCAUUUUCUAACGGAAGAAAACAUGGAGCUGAAAAGUUUGAAGGAGUUGACAGGAGAGCAACUAUAUUGGAAUGACUAUUUGUCUUUACCUUUUACACAAAAGGUCAUUACAGAGACACUGAGAAUGGGAAAUGUUAUAAUUGGAGUGAUGCGAAAAGCGAUGAAAGAUGUUGAAAUAAAAGGGUACGUGAUACCAAAAGGAUGGUGCUUCUUGGCUUAUCUCAGAUCAGUCCAUCUUGAUAAACUUCACUAUGACUCCCCCUACAAAUUCAAUCCGUGGAGAUGGCAAGAAAGGGACAUGAACACGAGUAGUUUCAGUCCUUUUGGAGGUGGCCAGAGGUUGUGUCCUGGUCUUGAUUUGGCCCGUCUUGAAGCUUCAAUUUUCCUUCACCAUCUUGUCACUCGCUUCAGAUGGGUUGCAGAAGAAGAUACAAUUAUAAAUUUUCCUACAGUGCAUAUGAAGAACAAACUACCCAUUUGGAUCAAAAGAAGAUGAUUGUCUUUCAAUAAGUAGAAAAUGGAGAAUCAAUUUUGCAUUAGUUAAGUGUAAAAGGUUAAAGAAGUUACAAGUCACACGAGUGUUUGAAAGUGGGAGUGAGAUGAAAGUGAUAGUGAGACAGUAAAGACGACAUACAUGAUAGAGUGUAGAGACAAAAAAGGCAAUCACACGUGUGGGAGGUGACAAACCCGUGUCAACUAUUUGUCGGUUUCCGUCAAAAGACAUAUAACGACAAAAUCUCAAAACCUUUAUGGUUGCUGAAAGGGUUCCACGUGGAUCCCAGCUGCUUAUUUAUUUUGUCGACAUUGGAACUUCUCGUUUUGACUUGUACAAAGGUGUAUGAUAUUUAUAUCAUCACUAUAGAAUCAUAAUUAAUUUUCACGACUAUUCCUCUUCGUAAUGUGUACUAGGACAUCAUUACAGAGAAUUUUAUGAACUCUGACCAAUCAUUCAUUUUGA